GUUGUUGUUUAAUAUGAGGGCUGUAAUCGCACUUCUGGCAUUUGUCGGAUACGUUCAGGCUGUUUUCUACUCGGGCGCGUUGCAAAACGAAUGGGAUAUCUAUAAAGUAAAUCACGAUAAGCGUUAUGGCAGUGAAGAUGAGGAGCUGUUGCGUAAAUUGAUCUUUUACGAUCACAAGAGGAUGAUUGACACACACAAUGAACGCUAUGCCGCUGGAAAGGAGACAUACGAGAUGGGCGUGAAUCAGUUCACAGAUAUGUUAUCAAGCGAGUUUGAAAGCGCGAUGCUGGGCAGCCUCAAUAUAACAGAUAUUGCAUCCGAUAUCGAUAUUAUAUAUGAGGCACCGAAAAAUUUGGAAAUCCCUAAAAGUAUUGACUGGCGCGAUAAGGGCGCUGUUACUGGUGUGAAGGAUCAGCUGAAAUGUGCUUCUUGCUGGGCAUUUUCAGCUGUAGGCGCUUUGGAGGGUCAGCAGUUCUUGAAGACAAACAAAUUGGUGGCACUCUCCGAACAGAAUUUGGUGGAUUGCUCGCUCGACAAUAAAGGUUGUGAUGGUGGAUGGCCAAUAUUAGCUCUAGCUUAUGUGCGUGACAAUCGUGGCAUUGAUACCGAGAGUUCCUAUAGUUAUAAGGGACAUAAAUCUGACUGUCAUUUUGAUCAGGGCCACAUUGGCGCCACAGUCAGAGAGAUAUGCUUGGCAAAACUGAACGAUGAAGCCAAUCUGGCUGCUGUCGUUGCAACCCGAGGCCCGAUUUCAGUUACCAUCAAUGUUAACAACAAAUUUUUGCAUUAUCGUAAAGGUGUGUUCAAUGAUGCCUCUUGUGGAAAAAUCACAAAUCAUGCAGCUCUGAUUGUCGGCUACGGUAAUGAUAAACGCGGCGGCGACUACUGGCUGGUGAAGAACUCCUGGGGCAAGGACUUUGGCGAAAACGGCUACAUACGCAUGUCUCGGAACAACAACAACCAGUGUGGCAUUGCAAGCCAGGCCAUUUUUCCGUUGGUCUAAAUAUGUAUUUUUGAUGUCUUAUUGGGAUUUUCUCGGGUUUUCCUUAGUCCAAGCAACAAAUGUUGGACCAUUUUGCAUUUAAUUGCUGCCAGAAAUAUACAUUUUUCAUAUAUUUUCUUCAUUUAGUUUAAUUUAGAUUUUUGUUCUUGUAUUUUUCCUGUGUCGAAUAAAAUCAAUGGGGAUAAUAAAAUAAUAAACACUUGUAGUUGUUUACAUCUGUUAAUAUUUUGAUAUAAUUGGACUCAAGCCGACCGAUAAGCUGUCAGCAGACGUGCUUUAAAUAAUCAGAAAGUCAAAUUUAUACUAAGUAACUAUACGUAAUAUGUAUGUAAUAUGAAUGUAUGAAUAUGUAAUUUAUUCUAUACCUGUGUAUCCCGACUUAAUCCGGGCAAAUGAAAAUUAAAAUAAUUAUGUAA
Messenger RNA from Drosophila grimshawi, 1419 nucleotides. RefSeq names its product cathepsin L. Bases 14 to 1003 code for a protein of 329 amino acids. Gene Ontology annotation, cellular component: lysosome. Gene Ontology annotation, molecular function: cysteine-type endopeptidase activity. Gene Ontology annotation, biological process: immune response. The transcript has a single exon. NCBI's taxonomy places the organism in Eukaryota, Metazoa, Arthropoda, Insecta, Diptera, Drosophilidae. The record is from RefSeq and is a predicted model, not a curated record.